Molecule: messenger RNA, 1765 nt
Organism: Argiope bruennichi
Lineage: Eukaryota; Metazoa; Arthropoda; Arachnida; Araneae; Araneidae
Product: sarcoplasmic reticulum histidine-rich calcium-binding protein-like
Exons: 8
Coding region: 85-1527 (480 amino acids)
Biological process (GO): removal of superoxide radicals
Molecular function (GO): copper ion binding; superoxide dismutase activity
Source: RefSeq, a predicted model, not a curated record
UCAAGAUGCUUGACCUGUGAACUCCGUGAUCUUCGUGAUCAAUUGAUUUAAAUUCCACACUUGCACAGUAGCCCUGCUAGCAAAAUGAAGGCGAUGUACCGUCCACUAGCAGUAGUUACCCUUUUGGUGGCAGUUUUCUAUAGCAAUGUGGCUCAACAAGUUCAAAUGCCAGAGGCUGGUGCUCUACAUCUUCCUGACGGUGACCUGAGUUCUCAAGUACUGGCCCUUCAAAGGAAUGUCAGUGAAUUAUGGACUUACAUCUACCAACUGAGGAGUGCGGUAUCCCAGCAUCUCAACCACCUGCGACAGCAUCAAGUGGAACUUGAAGAUAUGGUGCAUACAAUGUCGCAUUAUCAUGACGGUCAUGGCGACGGAACAAGUGCAGCCCAUACUGAUAGUCACCAUCAUAGUAGUGAGCAACACUCCCACAGCAAUGAGCAGCAUUCUCAUGGUGACGAUCAUCAUUCUCAUGGUGAUGACCAUCAUUCUCAUGGUGACGAUCAUCAUUCUCACAGUGACGAGCAUUCUCAUGGGAGCGACGGUCAUUCUCACAGCAGCCAUGACCACUAUCAUGACUCGCAUUCUCACUCCCAUUCACACGACAGUCAUGGUUCUCAUUCAAGUCAUGAAGAAGGAGACCAUCAUCAUCAUGAUCACAAGGACUCUCACGAAAAGGAAGAUGACCUGCAGCAAAGUCAACAAGGGGCUGAUCUACAGCAGAUUCCACAAGGGGCUGGUCCAGUUGCCGAACCCGUCGUCGUAGCGAGAUCUCAUGUCACACCAGGUUCAUCUACCUUCAAGCCGCUGCCACUGAUGAACAAUUAUCACCACCACCACCACCAUCAUCAUGAUAACGAACCUAGAAAGAAUCGCAGCCGGGUGGUGGUGAUGCCAAAGUAUUCAGAAUAUGAUCUGUACGAAUUCGCUGUAUGCAAUGUUCAACCAAACAGGGCUAUCCCUGUAGAACAACAGCAGGAAAUUACUGGACAAGUGACUCUUUGGCAGAAGAAAAUGGGCGGUUCAUUGAAUCUUCAUGUCCGACUCCAAGGCUUCGAUAUGGGUGAUCACCAUGGCCACCAUCAGCAAGCCGUUCAACAGGAAGACGACAACCAAACUCCAGCACCGGCUGUCCACAAGCACGGUUUUCAUGUCCACGCUUCCGGGGAUCUUAGCAAUGGGUGUCAAUCAACUGGAUCUCAUUACAACCCUAAGAAUGCCAAUCAUGGCGGACCCAAUGCCUUAGUAAGACACGUCGGAGAUUUGGGCAACAUCGAAUGUGAUGACCACGGAGUGGCUAACAUUGUGUUCUCAGACGAUGUCGCUUCCUUGAAAGGUCCUUAUUCGAUCGUUGGAAAAGCCAUUGUGAUCCAUGCUCUGCCCGAUGAUUUAGGUCUCGGUGGUAACGAAGAAAGUUUGAAAACUGGAAACGCUGGCACACGUCUCGCAUGCUGCGUGAUUGAGAAAGUGGAUAAGUUGCCAAUUCGUUCCUACAAGGCCAUCAAAACCGCCAAGCAGUAUCAAAAUUGAUCAAAUUUACAACCACGAUAGCUUCCUUAGCUCUGUGUGUUUUUUUCUUUUCCUUUUUGUAUAUUCGCUCGCCGUGCAACCCUGCCAGGCGACCAGUUAUUGUCAAGGUCAGCCGUAAAAUGGACCUUAAAAUAACCCGAGAUUUGUUUUUAAAAGUCUGAAAAUGUACAUUCUAUCAUACAUUAUUCUGCUGUUUGUGGUUGGUUGCAUAUAAGCAAUAAAUUGUUUUAAAAAACAA